AUUAAUUCUCCCAAAAGUACAUUGUUGACUUUUCUAAAUACAGUUAUUUGCUAAAUAUGUCUAUAUAAAUUGUGCAACCAGUGUACUAGUGUUAGUUCACAUAUACCAAGAAAUUAAACAAGAGAAUGGUGAGUAGAAUAGAGAGCAGCCCUGGGCCUCUUGAAACAUCAUCUCCCAUUCCAUUUUUAAAUAAAAGAGGAUCUCUAUCAUCUACUCCCAGCAAUGGCAUUCACUUAACUUGGCAAGACCUGUGGGUGACGGUGCCGGACAAGCCCGCAUGGCGGCCCAUCCUCCGCGGCCUCACCGGCUAUGUCCAGCCGGCCGAGGUCCUCGCCAUCAUGGGCCCUUCCGGCUGCGGCAAGUCCACUCUCCUCGACGCAUUAGCAGGCAGGCUCGAUUCUAACACCAGACAGAAGGGAGACAUCCUCAUCAACGGCCGAAAGCAGCAACUUGCAUUUGGCAUUUCAUCGUACCUGCCCCAAGACGAUGCGCUGGUGACGACGCUGACCGUGAGAGAAGCUGUAUACUACUCGGCUCUCCUCCAGCUUCCCGAUUCCAUGUCGGAAUCGGAGAAGAAGGCGAGAGCCGAGGGCACCAUCAGAGAGAUGGGACUAAACGACGCCAUGGACACGAGGAUCGGAGGGUGGAACGUGAAAGGGCUGAGCGGCGGGCAGAAGAGAAGGGUCAGCAUCUGCAUCGAGCUGCUGCGACGCCCCAAGCUGCUGUUCCUCGACGAGCCCACCAGUGGCCUCGACAGCGCCGCCUCCUACCAUGUAAUGAAACACAUCGUCCAACUCGCCCAACACCAACGGAUAACUGUCGUUGCAUCCAUUCAUCAACCUAGUACAGAAGUUUUUGAGCUUUUCCAUAAUCUAUGCCUUCUCUCAUGUGGCCAGACUGUCUAUUUUGGCUCCACUAUAGCAGCAAAUCAGUUUUUUGAAACAAAUGGAUUCGUUUGUCCACCUAAGAGGAACCCUUCUGAUCAUUAUUUGAGAACAAUUAAUCAAGACUUUGAUUCGGAUAUUGAACAAGGGUUUGCAAAGGAAGCUAUUACCGUUCUUGUUAAAGCUUACGAGAGGUCAGAUAUUUUCCGACAAGUUAAACAGUGUGUGGAUGAGAUAAGACUACAGAAGAAUGGAUUGACGGAGAAGAAAGGGAAGCAAGCAGGAUUCAUUACUCAAUGUGCAGUUUUAACACGAAGAUCAUCUUUGAACAUGUUUCGUGACGUGGGCUAUUACUGGUUUCGCUUUGGAAUAUAUACUGCUUUGUGCUUAUGUGUGGGAACCGUGUUUCAUAAUAUCGGUUCUACUUAUAGUUCCAUUCAGGCUAGGGCUUCAAUGCUGGUUUUUGUUUCAUCUUUCAUGACAUUUAUGGCAAUUGGAGGCUUCCCUUCCUUUGUGGAGGAUAUGAAAGUAUUCACGCGCGAGCGUCUGAACGGGCAUUAUAGUGUGGCGGCGUUCGUGGCCGGAAACAGCAUCUCGUCGGCGCCAUACCUCUUCCUGGUGACGGCGAUUCCCGGAGCGAUUGCAUACUACCUGGUGGGCCUCCAGGGAAGCGCCAACCAUUUCUCCUACUUUGUGCUGCUUCUCCUGAGCUGCAUGAUGCUGGUGGAGAGCUUGAUGAUGCUGGUGGCGGCCCUCGUCCCCAACUUCCUGAUCGGGAUCAUCUCCGGCGCCGGAAUUCAGGGCAUCAUGAUCCUCAACAACGGCUUCUUCCGGCUGCCCAACGACAUCCCCAAGGUGUUGUGGAAGUUUCCGGUGUACUACAUGUCGUUCCAACGCUACGCCAACGAGGGUUUCUACAAGAAUGAGUUUGAGGGGCUCAUGCUGCCCGACGGGCAAUCCGGGCAGGUCAGCGGCGCCGAGAUUUUGGCCCGUGUUUGGCAGAUCCAAAUGGGCCGUUCUAAGUGGGUGGAUUUGGGUGUGAUUGUUGGGAUGGUGGUGGCUUAUAGGUUGUUGUUUUGGGGGGCUAUAAUGGCGGCCGAGAUAAUUAAGCAUAAUAAAUCCCCAAAUCUUUUCAGGAGAUCAAAACUUUGAUUCUCUAAGAUACUAGUAUAUGUAUAUAUAUUUCAUUUACUGAGACGUUCAAAUGCAGUAAUGUUUGGGUUUAAAGGAUAAUAGUAUUGGAUUGUAUUUUGAUUUUGGAUUUUGUGCUUCUAGGAAAUAUUCGGAUGCUAGUUAAAUAAAAACUUAUCCUUAAUUGUUUAAA
Messenger RNA from Salvia miltiorrhiza (redroot sage), 2208 nucleotides. Its product is annotated as ABC transporter G family member 1-like. Bases 126 to 2036 code for a protein of 636 amino acids. The record is from RefSeq and is a predicted model, not a curated record. Gene Ontology annotation, molecular function: ABC-type transporter activity; ATP hydrolysis activity; ATP binding. The transcript has 8 exons. Lineage: Eukaryota; Viridiplantae; Streptophyta; Magnoliopsida; Lamiales; Lamiaceae. Gene Ontology annotation, cellular component: membrane.